Messenger RNA from Aegilops tauschii subsp. strangulata, 2628 nucleotides. Its product is annotated as beta-glucosidase 2. Gene Ontology annotation, biological process: carbohydrate metabolic process. The record is from RefSeq and is a predicted model, not a curated record. Gene Ontology annotation, molecular function: beta-glucosidase activity. NCBI's taxonomy places the organism in Eukaryota, Viridiplantae, Streptophyta, Magnoliopsida, Poales, Poaceae.
GAUAUCUCGAGCGGCCCAACACAAGCGUGGAAUCAGGGAGAGUGUGCGUGCUCGUGCCAACAAAUCACCAGACGGCUCGACGGUGUCUUCUCAGUCGACCGGCGGGGUCAUCGACUCAUCGUCUCUCCUGCGGCGGCAAGAUCAGAAGCUACUAAGCUAGCGACGGAUCGCCUUUUCUCCUCCGCACAAGUUAAGCAUUUCUUCCUCCGCUCCCCCCGGGGGCCUCGAUUCUUCCGUUAAACCAUGGGCUCUUCAAUCUCGGCGGCGGCGCCGCCGCCAAGCUCUCCGUUCCCCAGCUGGCUGCAGCUUUCCAUCUAGCCGGAGGCGCUAUGGACGCCGAUCUCUUCCACCGGUUGCUUCCGAGAUUCCCUCAGAGCCCACUUAACCCGGGGAAGAGGGGCGGGUCCUGAACUGCUGAUGCUUCUCGAUCUGUGGCGUGUUUGGCCAAGUUGCUGAUGCGGCUCGUGGGAUGCUGAAGGGAGCAGUUGAACACACCCACCUCAGAGCGGCAAAUAAAUGCAGUACAGUAUCAAGAAAGACCCAACUGUAUUUAUUGGAAAAGGAAAUGCCAUGUGCGUUCAGAUAAAAAUGUCUCGAUCGAAGCGUGCAGGCAUUGUAGCUGCACAUGUCCACGAGGAUCGCCAGGUCUGACUGCAGAGAAACAUUAUUAAGUCUUGUUGCGUCCCAUGAAAGAGGUUGCUGCUGAGAUUAAUUCGGGCAUAAAUCCCCUCGCAAGGGAGCGAGUCAACGACUAUGCACACAAAGGCACAAGCAUAGAUGGGUAUGGGUGCUACUGCCUUCUUCUACCUCCUGCUGUCCCUCUGGCUCUGGGUUCAGGAUGCUGCUGCUGCGACCGGUCUUGGCUUCACAAGAAGUGAUUUCCCACGGGAAUUCGUCUUUGGAGCUGGAACCUCGGCAUACCAAUAUGAGGGUGCUGUCGCUGAGGAUGGCAGGAGCCCAAGCAGUUGGGACACUUUCACUCACGCAGGCAAAAUGCCAGACAAAAGCACGGGAGAUGUUGCUGCAGAUGGGUACCACAAAUACAUGGAGGAUGUGAAGCUCAUGUCUGAGACGGGUCUAGAGGCCUAUAGGUUCUCCAUCUCCUGGUCAAGGCUCAUUCCAAAUGGACGUGGAGCUGUCAAUCCCAAAGGGCUACAGUACUACAAUAACCUCAUUGAUGAGCUAGUGAAUCAUGGAAUUCAAGUCCACAUCACACUUCACCAUCUAGAUCUUCCCCAGAUUCUUGAAGAUGAGUAUGGUGGAUGGUUAAGCCCCAGAAUUAUCGAAGAUUUCACAGCAUAUGCAGAUGUUUGCUUCAGGGAGUUUGGAGAUAGGGUUGCAUCUUGGACGACAGUGAAUGAGCCAAACAUUGGUAUAUUGGCCUCUUAUGAUGUUGCUAUAUUCCCUCCUGGCCGUUGCUCGAAUCCAUUUGGAGCAACAAAGUGCACCGCUGGGGACUCUAGUGUCGAACCAUACAUAGCAGCUCAUAAUACAAUUAUGGCGCAUGCAUCGGUUGCCAGUCUGUACAGAAAAAAAUAUCAAGCCAUGCAAAAAGGAGUUAUUGGCAUAAGUAUCUACUCCUUCUGGAGUUAUCCAUUGACAAAUUCCACUGUGGAUUUAGAUGCAACUUGGAGAUGUAAAGAUUUCUUCUUCGGCUGGAUACUAGAUCCAUUGGUGUUUGGGGACUACCCACAAGUAAUGAAGAAGAAUGUUGGGUCUCGCCUUCCACCCUUCACGGAAGUUCAGUCUGAACUUAUCAAGGGUUCUUUAGAUUUUAUUGGAAUAAAUCACUACUACUCUCUCUACGUGAAUGAUCGCCCUCUAGAAACAGGCGUUCGAGACUACAGCGCAGACAUGUCAGUUAGUUUAAGGGGUUCUAGGAUAGACCCACCAUCUAGUCAGGGCUUCCCAGUAAAUGUUCCAAGUGAUCCCAAAGGGUUGCAACUUCAACUGGAGUACCUGAAAGAAACCUACGGGAACCUUCUGGUCUAUGUUCAAGAGAAUGGUAUGGGGUCUGCCGAUGAUAGCCUAGAUGACACGGGCAGGGUCGGUUUCCUGAGCAGCUACAUGGAAAGCACACUAAACGCGAUGAGGAACGGGGCCGACGUGAGAGGCUAUUUCGCCUGGGCAUUCAUGGAUUUGUUUGAGCUCCUGUCCGGGUACCAGUUGAGGUACGGGCUGUACCGGGUCGACUUCGCUGACGAGAGGCUGCCACGGCAAGCUAGGCUCUCGGCUCGCUGGUAUUCCGGCUUCCUCAAGCACAACAGAACCUCUGCCCUGCUGUCGAGAACGCCGGUGAACCAGGCACUGAACUCGGUGUCCUGACUCCCGUCUUUGAGUCCAGUGCAACCGUGCAUGCGUGCGCGAGAUGUUUCGAUCAGAAAGCGUGAUUCUUGGAUUACAUUAGUACUAUUAGAAACCAAUACUCCUGUGACCACUAUUUUCUUAAGUAUUUUCUUUAGGACACCAGUGAUAUGAGAGCAUGAUAUGGCGCUGAGAAAUGUCACAUUUGGUAAAAUAUGAGAAGGUCAUGGUAAGCUUGGUCUCGGUGACCAUGAGAGCUUGUUUAUCAUCUCGAGAUGAUCAUGACAGCCACUUGAAACAUUGAAAUUAUAUGUGUAUGCUUUA